AACUUUUAGGGUUCUGAGAUUUUUGGGGUUUAAUUUGCUCGAAUCGGAAAAGAAUCGAUUCCACGGUGUGUGGCAUUUGAUUGGUUUGAUGUGUUCUCUGAUACUCCGUGGAAGAGGAUAUAUUGAGUUACAGAAAUGGCGUAACUUUAGUGUAUUCUCUGUUUUUUCCAAUUCGUUCUCUUCUGUUGUUACUGCUGCUGGUGUGAGCUUUAGAGAUGUUCGAAAAGGUAAGAACUUUACAGUCUCUUACCUCGUUGGUUCAUUGGGUUUACCUAAAAAACUCGCAGAAUUGAUUUCUAGGAAAGUUAGGUUUGAGGACAAGGGCAAUCCUGAUUCUGUUCUGAGUCUUUUGAGGAUUAAUGGGUUCACAGAUUCUCAGAUCUCCAGCAUCGUUACGACUUACCCAAGAUUGCUUAUACUAGAUGCUGAGAAAUCAGUUGCUCCAAAGCUUAAGUUUUUGCAGUCAAGAGGAGCUUCAAGCUCUGAGCUUACUGAGAUUGUUUCGUCAGUUCCUGAACUCUUGGGAAAGAAAUGGGGUAAAACUGUUAGCAGAUACUAUGAUUUCAUCAAAGAGGUUUUAGAAGCUGAUAAGAGUUUCAAGUUCGAAAAGUUGUGUCAUUCUUUGCCAGAGGGUAGUAGUAGGCAGGACAACAAAAUCAGAAAUGUUUUGGUUUUGAGAGAUUUGGGUGUUCCUCAGAAGUUUCUAUUCUCCUUGCUUACAUCCGCUGGUCAACCUGUAUGUGGAAAAGAUAAAUUUGAAGAGUCUCUCAGGAAGAUUGUUGAGAUGGGUUUUGAUCCGACCACCCCAAAGUUUGUCCAAGCUCUCCAUGUCUUUUACCAAACCAACGACAAGAAAAUAGAAGAGAAGGUCAAUGUCUACAAAGGGUUAGGCUUUGCUGUGGAAGAUGUAUGGGCUAUGUUCAAGAAAUGGCCUUACUGUUUGAAAUACUCAGAGGAUAAGAUAAGUCAUACAUUUGAAACCUUGAAGAUGUAUGGUAUGAACGAAGACGAGGUUCGUCAAGUGUUGAAGAAGUAUCCACAGUUUGUACGUAUUUCAGAGCAGAAGAUAUUGAACUUCAUUGAAACUUGUUUAGGUCUAGGAUUCAGCAGAGAUGAGUUUGUGAUGAUAGUCAAGUGUUUUCCUAUGUGCCUUGGAUUGUCUGUAGAGACGGUGAAAAAGAAGACUGAGUUUGUGGUGAAGAAAAUGAAUUGGCAGCUAAAGGACAUAACUUUGUUCCCUCCGGUACUUGGAUACAGCUUGGAGAAGAGAAUUGUACCAAGGUGUAAUGUAAUCAAAGCUCUAAUGUCCAAAGGAUUGCUUCCAAGCGAACUCCCUUCAAUGGCGGCUGUCUUGUCAUCUGCGGAUGAUGAUUUCUUAAAAAGGUAUGUGAUAAAGCACGAUGACAAGAAGCUUGUAACGGAGUUGAUGGCUAUUUUCACUAGAAAGAGGAGAAACGUCUGAAUGACAUCUAUAAAGCACGAUGAUAAAGCUUCCGAAUGAAAUCAAUAAAAGAGUUUCUUAGUUCCAUACUUGUGCAUAGCGUUUUUCAUGGUUCAAGCAUCAUUCUUUCAGAUGUUGAUGAGAGUAAGUCUCUUCGAAGAGAGGCUUGCUGUGGUGAAGAAGAUGAGAGAAAGUUUCUUCAGUGGAUAUUCUGCAGAGAUGUUGAAGAAGACUGGAUUUGUGGUGAAGAACAUGAAUUGGACACUGAAGACUCAAGUUCUUGGAUGCAGCAUGGAGAAGAAGAUUGAACCAAGGUGUAACGUUAUGAAAUUAUUUGAUCGUGUAUAUGUUGAACUAUAUGCAUAUUGAUCCUCAAAAUUGUGUAACGGAUCUCAUUGAUUCUCUUCAUGUGAAUUGUUAAAUUCUCUGGUCAUAA
This is a messenger RNA of Capsella rubella, 1877 nucleotides long. RefSeq names its product transcription termination factor MTERF4, chloroplastic. The transcript has a single exon. The coding region runs from base 89 to 1462 and encodes 457 amino acids. Gene Ontology annotation, biological process: chloroplast organization; regulation of DNA-templated transcription. NCBI's taxonomy places the organism in Eukaryota, Viridiplantae, Streptophyta, Magnoliopsida, Brassicales, Brassicaceae. Gene Ontology annotation, cellular component: chloroplast. The record is from RefSeq and is a predicted model, not a curated record. Gene Ontology annotation, molecular function: double-stranded DNA binding.